Molecule: messenger RNA, 1356 nt
Organism: Vanrija pseudolonga
Lineage: Eukaryota; Fungi; Basidiomycota; Tremellomycetes; Trichosporonales; Trichosporonaceae
Exons: 4
Coding region: 1-1356 (451 amino acids)
Biological process (GO): 4,6-pyruvylated galactose residue biosynthetic process
Cellular component (GO): Golgi membrane
Molecular function (GO): hexosyltransferase activity
Source: RefSeq, a predicted model, not a curated record
AUGCGCCUCCGACUCGGUAGCGGGCACCACCAACGCGUCCUCUCCGCCGCGUCGGCCUUCGCGACCGCGUGCGGCCGGCGCGCCGCCCGGCGCCCGCGCGCAACGGCGCUGCUCGUGCUCAGUGCGCUCGCCGUGCUAGGCUACUACCUCCUCUACCACGCGAUCUGGGGCCGCCUGGGGCGGUGGUACUGGAACUACGCGGUCGCCGUGCUUCCCUCGGCGCUGUACCGCUUCAUCCCCAAGGGCGACUGGGGACCCAUCGGGGGGCCACCGCGGUUCGUGCCCGAGAUCUACGGCGCGCCGUGGAUGGGCGAGUUUGCGCUGCCGCACCUCACGCCGCCGAUGUACCGCCCCGUGCAGAACACGAGCGCGGAACCCCACCUGCCCCACCGGGGCGUGGCGCUGAGCAGCCCCGCCCUGGUGAAGCUCACAAUCUUCUCGACGGUCAAGCAGAAAGCGUACGAGAAGCGCGCUCUCAUCCGCCGCCUCUCGCCAGUGUUCAACGUCCCCGAGCGCCUCCGCCACCUGAUAGAAGUCAAGUUCGUGCUAGGGCACGCGUACCACGUCGGCGAGGAGGGGUACGAUGACUGGGCCGUCAACGAGGAGAUGGAGGCGCUGCUGGCGCAGGAGCAGGCGACGCACGGCGACCUGCUCCGCCUCGACCUCGAGUUCGGCGAGAACCUGCGCGAGGGCAAGAUCCUCGAGUGGAUCCGCGCGGUUGGGAUGGGGCGGGACGGUGGGAGGCCGGCGUGGUGGCUCUUCAAGAUCGACGACGAUUCCGUCCUCAACCUGCCCAACUUCCUCGACGAACUCCUGUCCCUCGACGCCAGUAAGCCGAUAUACACGGGCACGUCGCUUGCGCGCUGGCCGGCGUACCACCACCACUUUACGGGUAUGGUGACGGGAUUCAGUUGGCCUUUGGUCCGCACGCUCGCAGAAGGUAUCGACAAGAUGAGCCACGACGACAUCAAGGCGGCAUGGGACGACGACUUCGGCCUGCCCCCGGCGCCACACUGCCGCCCGCCAACACACGACCCGAACGGCACCAGCCUCCCAUCCUACUGCGACGUCCGCCGGCCCCCGCCAAACGGGUACACCUACUCCCCUCCCGCGACCGACCCGCGCACGGGGCUGAUACGGCACGACCUCCUCCGGCGCCUGGGCGACCCCGACGUGUGGUUCGUCUCGGGCGACCUCGCGUGGCAUGGCUGGUGGCUCAAGUUUCCCGAGUACUACGAGCGCAUGUGGGCCAAGACGGUCGAGGGGCGCAUGUGGUCCCCGCCGAGCUGGCUCGAGCAGUAUGCCGAUCCUACGGUGCGCGAGGAGGCGGGCGGGCGGGCGGGCGCGGGCGAAUAG